AUGCACAUUCGCCUGUUUCGUUCCUUCUCCUCCUGUUCAGGUGAAUGGCGCCCUUCCUGCUUCACCUUAUCACAUACUACCACCCCUCUCGCCCCUCCGCCCUUCUCCCCUCUCCGCAGGUCGCUCUCGUCCAAUCAGGUCGAUUGCGUCCAAUCAGGUGACGGGCGCCAUUCCACCUGCCAUUUCAACCCUCAAGUCAUUGAGAACCCUGUGAGGCGUGAGGCAGGGAGGAGAGAUGGACGGGAGGAGAGAGGGAUGGGAGGAGAGGGGGAUGGGAGGAGAGAGGGGAGAGGAGAGGGAUGGGAGGAGAGAGGGAUGGGAGGAGAGAGGGAUGGGAGGAGAGAGGGAUGGGAGGGAUGGGAGGAGAGAAGGAUGGGAGGAGCGAAGGAAGGGAGGAGAGAGGGAUCCCCUCCCAACCUUUCCCCUCUCCUCCCCUCCCCUCCCCUCCCCUCCCCUCCCCUCCCCUCCCCUCCCCUCCCCUCCCCUCCCCUCCCCUCCCCUCCCUUCCCCGCCCCUCCCCUCCCCGCCCCUCCCCUCCCCGCCCCUCCCCUCCCCGCCCCUCCCCUCCCUGCCCCUCCCCUCCCUGCCCCUCCACUCUUCUCCAAUCCCGUCCCCUCCCAUCCCCUUCCAACUCCCCCUAUCCCCCUUCUCCCGCGUCCCCCCUCUCCCAUCCCCCCUUCCCCCCCAUUCUCUCGCCCCCCAUCCGCCAUUCCAACUCACCCCCCAAACUCCUCCUCACCCAUCCACUACAACAGCACCACCCGCUCUCUCCCUGCUGUCAUUAACGCCCUACCCCCUCUUCCUCAUCCCACCAUCCCAGUCCCCCUGUCCCCCCAUCCACCCUUCCAACCCCCCCGAUCGGCCCUCAGCCUCACCGACUACAGUAGCAUCAUCACCGGCUCGCUCCCUGCUUCCAUCGGGGCCCUGCCCUCUCUUCCCCUCCAUUCCCCCUACCAACUCCUCCAUCCCCCCUUAACCCCCCAUUCCCGCUCUCCCUAUCCCGCCUUCCAAACCCCCUUACCCACCUCCAACCUCUUCGACUACAGCAGCAUCAGCGGCUCUCUCCCUGCCUCCAUAGGGGCCCUGCCCUCUCUUCCAAAUCCCCCUUUCUUUCCCCCUAUCCCCCCUUCCAACUCCCCCAUUCGCCCCUCAGUCUCUUCGACUACAACGCCUUCUCCGGAACCCUCCCUGCCUCCAUAG
This is a messenger RNA of Closterium sp. Naga37s-1, 1200 nucleotides long. The record is from the annotation of a GenBank genome assembly. NCBI's taxonomy places the organism in Eukaryota, Viridiplantae, Streptophyta, Zygnematophyceae, Desmidiales, Closteriaceae.